CCUUACCCACCUAAGUACCCUAGCCUACACAAUUAAUUCUACAACUGGGAGCUGGCUAAUGGAAGUUGAACGAACAAGUUGUCCUGGGUUAUCUCCAACAACAAUUAGACGAAUAAUGGUUUUCUUCCAUAAUUCCAGAGUCUCUGUUUUGCUGUUAUUAUUCACAGCCUGCGCUAUCAUCAUCCCCACCAAUUCCCAGCAGCCAAUCUACAACUCUCACGUUUGUCUAUAUCCCUAUAAUGAAACAUCCAACGAUUCUUACAGAUCAAACCUCACAACCCUUUUGGGUUCUUUAUCGGACAAAGCUUCCCAAAACAUUAGCUUCUACAACGACACUUUUAACGGCAUCUACGGCCUCUUCCUCUGCCGAGGUGAUGUUUCUAAUGAUACCUGUCAAAUCUGUGUCAGGUAUGCGAGUCAAAACAUCGCAAGCCGAUGUUCAUCCAACAGAAGUGCGAUCAUCUGGUUCGAUGAAUGCAUGUUAAGGUACUCCAACAUUAAUUUCUUUGGAAAGGAAGAGACGUUGCCGGGGUUGUUGAUGUGGAAUGUCGAGAAUCAAACUUCAACCGAGGAAACGAAUUUUGGAACAUUAUCGCUGAUGUAUGGACUGAUGGAGGAAGCUUCAGUAACUGAUCUGUUGUUCAAGGCUGAUAGUCGGCCAGGGGGUAAUGGGUCUGAGAUUGGAUAUGGGUUAGUGCAGUGUACCAGAGAUAUCAGUGUCAGUUCAUGCAAAGAUUGUUUUGAUGUGUUGAUGAAGGAAGCCGAUAAUUGUUGCAAAGUGAAGAAAGGGUGGCGAAUUUUAGCCCCGAGUUGCAAUAUAAGAUUCGAGAAAUACUCUUUCUUUGUUCAGCAACCAUCAGUGACAGUGCCGUCCCAACCCGUGCCUGGUAAAGGAAAGGGAGGAAAGAAUACAACAAAGAUAGUAAUCAUUAGUAUAUCUUCAAUCGCAGUCGUAGCAGCUCUUUUGGGUUUGUGGUAUUAUUUAUCCUGUGCCAGAAGGAAAAGACAAGAAGAGGGAGAGAUGAGCGAUACAAUCCUUCUUCAAAACUGGAAAGGUUCACCGUCUGUACACACAAUGGAUAGAAAUAUGCAUGCCGGGGAUCACGACAGCAGUGGAGAAAUGCAUUACUACAGUUUGGAUACUAUACAGACUGCUACGGGCAAUUUCUCUGAUGCAAAUAAGCUUGGAGAAGGUGGUUUUGGCCCAGUUUACAAGGGACAGCUGAGUAGUGGAAAGGAAAUUGCAGUUAAAAGACUUUCCAUGAAAUCUAAACAAGGUCUGGAAGAGUUCAAGAAUGAAGUAAUGUUUAUCGUGAAACUCCAACACAGAAAUCUAGUGAGACUCUUGGGCUGCUGCUUGGAAGGAGAUGAAAAGCUUCUAGUCUAUGAGUACAUGGCCAAUACCAGUCUUGAUGCCUUCCUAUUUGAUCCAAAAAAAUGCAGAGAACUAGACUGGGAUCGGCGUAUAAACAUAGUCAAUGGGAUUGCAAGGGGCCUUCUAUAUCUACACGAGGACUCCCGGCUCAAAAUCAUCCAUAGGGAUUUGAAAGCAAGCAAUGUGCUGUUAGAUGAUGAGAUGAACCCAAAGAUAUCAGAUUUUGGCACAGCUAGGAUGUUCGGUGGCAAUCAAAUAGAAGCCAACACUAACAGAGUCGUCGGGACAUACGGAUACAUGGCGCCAGAAUAUGCAAUGGAGGGACUAUUUUCAAUAAAGUCCGAUGUUUACAGCUUUGGAGUUAUGAUGCUUGAAAUCGUGAGUGGGACAAAGAACAACAGUGGAUUCUAUCAUCCAGAACGUGCACAAAGCCUUCUGUCACAUACCUGGCAGCUAUGGAAUGAAGGAAAAGGAGAGGAGUUGAUUGAUCAGACAUUAGUGGGCACUUGUCCAGUAACCGAGGCUCUGAGAUUGAUCCAUAUCUCAUUGCUGUGUGUUCAGGAAGAUCCUAAUGUCAGGCCUCCCAUGUCAAUGGUUGUUCUUAUGCUUGGGAGCAAAACGAUAAACCUUCCUCCGCCAUCUGCACCUCCAUUCACCAUAGGUAGACUUUUGACGUCUGAUCAAUCUUCAACCACUGCUACCGGAACAGGAAUUUCCAUAUCUGAUCAAUCUUCAACAGGCCCUCCUACUGUUCUACCGAGUCAAGAGAUCAUUAGCUGGAGCACCGCUUGUCCAACUACUUGAAAAGACUAUUGUUUACGUUUGAUCACAUGUAUUAAUUUUUUCUUACCAGCCUUGCAGGCGAUGCUUCACUUUCAUGCAAAUGCUGUGGGUUAGGGAGUAACAGUACAUCUAUAAAUUCCAUACGUUUGUGUUCUUGUACAAGUUCUUGCAUGUCGAUGUAUUUGCAAACACAUGAAUUUAAUUGAAUUUGUGCAAA
Molecule: messenger RNA, 2375 nt
Organism: Juglans microcarpa x Juglans regia
Lineage: Eukaryota; Viridiplantae; Streptophyta; Magnoliopsida; Fagales; Juglandaceae
Product: cysteine-rich receptor-like protein kinase 10
Exons: 7
Coding region: 59-2179 (706 amino acids)
Biological process (GO): protein phosphorylation
Molecular function (GO): ATP binding; protein kinase activity
Source: RefSeq, a predicted model, not a curated record